This is a messenger RNA of Penicillium brevicompactum, 1926 nucleotides long. RefSeq names its product DNA-directed DNA polymerase eta. The record is from RefSeq and is a predicted model, not a curated record. The transcript has a single exon. Gene Ontology annotation, molecular function: DNA-directed DNA polymerase activity; damaged DNA binding. Gene Ontology annotation, biological process: response to radiation; error-prone translesion synthesis. NCBI's taxonomy places the organism in Eukaryota, Fungi, Ascomycota, Eurotiomycetes, Eurotiales, Aspergillaceae. Bases 1 to 1926 code for a protein of 641 amino acids. Gene Ontology annotation, cellular component: replication fork; site of double-strand break; nucleus.
AUGUCCGCCACCGACCCAUCCGACCCCGUGAAAGUCUCCCGCUUCACCUAUCGACAAUUGCAAGGGUUGCGACAUGGAUCCACAGCGACACCUUUGCGCGUGGUCGCGCAUAUCGACCUCGAUGCCUUUUACGCACAAUGCGAGAUGGUCCGCUUAGGAACGCCCCGAGAAGUCCCUCUAGCAGUACGCCAAUGGGAUUCACUGAUCGCCAUCAACUAUGCCGCGCGCCCGUUCGGGGUCAGUCGAUUGAUCAGCGUGGCCGAGGCGAGGAAAAUGUGCCCGGACUUGGUCCUACAGCACGUUGCAACAUUCAGAGAGGGAGAAGGGGGUCGAUGGGCAUACAGAGAUGAUUCUUUCCGAAGUAUCAGCACGGACAAGGUGUCCCUGGAUCCGUACCGAGCACAGUCGCGAAAGAUCCUGCAGACGAUGAAAGAGGCUCUUGCGAAAUGGGGCGAGGAUGCGGAAGAUGAGACUAAGCGACCGACACAAGACGUUGCUGCUGGGCUGGAGAAAGCUAGUAUUGAUGAGGUUUUCAUUGAUUUGUCGCCCUUGGUCUAUAGAGCGCUUCUUCGGAGAUACCCAGAGCUACAGCCGGGCACACAGGACGACAAUCGUGAUGCCGAAUUGCCCGUACCCCCGAGCACCGCAUUGCAGUGGGAUACCGAUUGUCUGGUGGAUCUUGAUCAGCAUGAGACGGAGGAAGAUGACCCAGAUUGGGAUGACGUUGUAAUGUUGAUAGGGUCUGAAAUUGUCCGGUCGGUGCGAAAUGCGGUCUGGGACAAGCUGAGCUACACCUGUUCUGCGGGUCUUGGUCGGAACAAAAUGAUCGCGAAGCUGGGAAGUUCAUGUAACAAACCCAAUCUGCAGACCGUUGUACGGAAUCGCGCGGUGCAGAACUUCCUGGGUGGAUACAAAUUCACUCAAAUCCGCAUGCUCGGUGGAAAACUUGGUGACCAAAUCACAAGCUCCUUCGGGACUGAAAAAGUCAGCGAGCUGCUCAAUGUGCCCCUCGAACAGCUACGAGCCAAGCUGGAUGACCACACGGCAUCGUGGCUCUACGGUAUCAUCCGUGGAGAUGAUCGCAGCGAGGUCAAUCCCCGUACUCAGAUCAAGUCCAUGUUAUCUGCCAAAUCGUUCAGACCAAGUAUCAACUCGCUCGACCAAGCUGAUAAAUGGCUUCGGAUCUUCGCAGCUGAUAUCUAUGGCCGGCUUGUGGAGGACGGCGUACUUGAGAAUAGACGCCGCCCGAGAGUGAUCACGCUGCAUCAUCGGACUGUCCAGUCGCGUUCUCGCCAGAUCCCAAUUCCCGGAUCCAAUGCCAUUGAUGAGGAGUUGUUAUACGACCUGGCUAAAACCCUGCUUCGCCAAGUGGUAGUUGACGGCCAGGCAUGGCCAUGCUCUAAUCUAUCAUUAAGCGUAUCGAGCUUUGAAGAUGGCGUGAGCAAAAAUAAGGCCAUAGAAGGCUUUCUCGUCCGAGGUGACCAGGCAAAAGCUCUUAGCCAUGUUGCGAGAACUCGCAGUAUUGAAAAUGUCUCGAAUGACACUCCUCCAGCGGGCAAGAAGAAGAAACUGGACGGAGGUCGGAUUCAACAAUUCUUUAGUAAUCCUCCCGAAGAAACUGGCGGAGAGACCGAAGAACGCCUUCGAGUCCCUCAUGAAAUAGUCUCGGAAGAAUUCCAGAUUCCUCAGUACACAUGCCCGCGAUGCUCCACAUCGGUACCCCAACAUGAAAAAGAGGAACACGAUGACUGGCACUUUGCCAAAGACCUUGCCAAUCAAGAUCGCGAAGAGUCGAGAGCCUCCCAGCCGGUGCCACCCCCGAAGAGCAGCUCUCGAGGCACAACGCCUCGUGGAAGAGGCGGCCGAGGUGGUGGUGGUGGCAGGGGCAAACCCGAGAAAGGGCAAAUGCGACUUGCCUUUCAAUGA